CGCCCCCCAAUGUAGCACUGACUUCUGAUUGGUUGCUGCCGCUCGCCCGAGCAAGGUUGGACCUCAAGGGCUGUGCAUUUAAAGGCACUUGCCAGGCAGGUCCUACGCCCGAGCUUCCUGUACCUCGUCUCCCACGCGCUGUCUGCCGAAGUCCUGUAACCCCGCCAGCAUGUCUCAGGCUGAGUUUGAGAAAGCUGCUGAGGAGGUUAAGCACCUCAAGACCCAGCCAACAGACCAAGAGAUGUUGUUCAUUUAUAGCCACUACAAACAAGCCACCGUGGGCGACAUAAAUACAGAACGGCCUGGGAUGUUGGACCUCAAAGGCAAAGCCAAGUGGGAUGCCUGGAAUCAGCUGAAAGGGACUGCCAAAGAAAGUGCCAUGAAAGCUUACGUCGACAAAGUAGAAGAGCUAAAGAACAAAUACGGAAUGUAACAGACUGGAUUUGGUCGCCAACCACAUGUUUAACCUAAAAUGAUAUAAGGCCUUGUGUUUUCUAAUACUAUGGAUGUUGUGAAAAUAGCUGGUUACUAUAGCUUCUUGGGAGGUUUCCAGGAUGUGGCUCUAACAGAUUAGAGGCAGAAAUGGUCAUUAACCUCUCCCUUCAACCAGUAGUUUUUAUCUGAAAUCAAUUGAAAUAUAUUUGUUAUUUGAA
This is a messenger RNA of Cavia porcellus (domestic guinea pig), 653 nucleotides long. It is a transcript of the gene Dbi, whose product is annotated as diazepam binding inhibitor, acyl-CoA binding protein. Gene Ontology annotation, molecular function: fatty-acyl-CoA binding. Gene Ontology annotation, cellular component: mitochondrion. Bases 170 to 433 code for a protein of 87 amino acids. The record is from RefSeq and is a predicted model, not a curated record. Gene Ontology annotation, biological process: fatty acid metabolic process. NCBI's taxonomy places the organism in Eukaryota, Metazoa, Chordata, Mammalia, Rodentia, Caviidae. The transcript is spliced from 4 exons.